AUUCUGUUUAAACUAUAAUUUAAUGAAGAUUGGAUGUUGUUCCAGUUUUGAAUUCUGGUGAAAGAAAGGAAUGGUCUGAUAAAGUCAGAUACUCCGCCAGCCUAAACCUGCAUAUUCUACAGCUGAAACUGGAAGAUGUCUUGGAAAAGAAAUUACUUUUCUGUGGGUCGGGGGAAUGUACAGGGCAUGUUUACUCCACGAAAUACAACCUCAAUAGCACCCAGUAAAGGUCUCAGCAAUGAACCAGGACAGAACAGUUGCUUCCUGAAUAGUGCGCUACAGGUUCUCUGGCACCUGGACAUUUUUCGCCGCAGUUUCCGGCAAAUCACAACACACAAAUGUAUGGGCGAUUCUUGCAUCUUCUGUGCUCUUAAGGGUAUCUUCAACCAGUUUCAGUGUAGCAGUGAGAAGGUACUACCUUCUGAUGCCCUGCGCACUGCUCUUGCAAAGACGUUUCAGGAUGAGCAGCGCUUCCAGCUGGGCAUCAUGGAUGAUGCUGCUGAAUGUUUUGAAAACCUGUUAAUGAGAAUUCACUUCCACAUUGCGGAUGAGACAAAGGAAGAUAUUUGUACUGCACCACAUUGUGUUUCCCAUCAGAAGUUUGCAAUGACCUUGUUUGAACAGUGUGUUUGUACCAGCUGUGGUGCCACCUCUGACCCAUUGCCUUUCAUCCAGAUGGUACAUUAUAUUUCCACAACUUCACUCUGCAAUCAAGCUAUUUGUAUGCUGGAGAGACGAGAGAAACCCACUCCAGAUAUGUUUGGAGAGCUACUACAGAAUGCCAGCACUAUGGGAGACCUGCGAAACUGUCCAAGUAACUGUGGGGAAAAGAUCCGUAUUCGUCGUGUACUGAUGAACUCUCCGCAAAUCAUCACCAUUGGCUUGGUUUGGGAUUCGGACCACUCUGAUCUGGCUGAGGAUGUGAUUCACAGUCUGGGCACUUGCCUUAAACUGGGAGAUCUCUUUUUCAGAGUAACUGAUGACAAAGCAAAACACUCAGAGCUGUAUUUGGUGGGAAUGAUCUGUUACUAUGGAAAACAUUAUUCUACCUUCUUCUUCCAAACUAAAAUCCGCAAGUGGAUGUACUUUGAUGAUGCUCAUGUCAAAGAGAUUGGUCCGAAAUGGAAAGAUGUUGUGACAAAGUGCAUUAAGGGUCACUAUCAGCCUUUGCUGCUGCUGUAUGCAGAUCCAAGAGGAACUCCAGUGUCAACACAAGACCUGCCCCCUCAGGUGGAUUUACAGCAAUAUAGCAGAACUUGCUAUGAUAGCGAAGACUCGGGGAGAGAACCUUCCAUCUCAAGUGAUACCAGGACAGAUUCCUCUACAGACAGCUAUCCUUAUAAACAGGCACACCAUGAAUCUGUGGUCAGUCACUUCUCAUCUGACUCGCAGGGGACAGUCAUCUACAAUGUGGAGAAUGAUGCAGCUUCACAAAGCAGCAGGGACACAGGGCACCUGACUGACAGCGAGUGCAAUCAGAGGCAUGUUUCGAAAAAGGGCUCGCUGGCAGACCGCAAGAGGAGUUCUAGCCGGUCUCGGCGAAAAGGAGAUGAGGCUCAGUUAUCAGGAUACCAUAGUGAAGGAGAAACCUUGAAGGAGAAACAAGCCCCCAGAACUGCCCCCAAACCAUCCAGCAGCACCAGCAGGCUGAGGGAAUUUAAAGAGACAGUAAGCAAUAUGAUCCACAGCAGACCACAGCAGAUUUCUCAAACUAUCCAGAAUUCCCCUCGUGGAGGGAGUAGUGUGGAUCAGGCAGAAACACAACCCUCAAAAAGCUUGUCUACACACUCUCGAGACUGGGAAGUGGAGAGUACCAGUAGUGAGUCUAAAUCCAGUUCAUCUAGCAAGUACCGGCCAACCUGGAGACCCAAGAGAGAGUCUCUGAAUAUAGACAGCAUCUUCAGUAAAGACAAGAGGAAACAUUGUGGCUACACUCAACUUAGCCCUUUCUCUGAAGAAGCAGGUAAAGACCUUAUUGAGAAUGAGGUGAAGGAACGUGCUGUUCAAGACACAAGAUCAAGCCAGUCAAAUGUCAGAUACAAGCAUGGUAUGCUAGGCUGGGGCACGCAGUGUCAUAUGGUGGAUCAACAUCCUCGUCUAAUACAGAGGAUGGAGUCUGGCUAUGAAAGCAGUGAACGCAACAGCAACAGCCCAGUUAGUCUGGACAUGCCCUUGUCUGAAAGCUCAACCACCCACAGGGAUGUUCAUAUGAAGCGAGCAGGUGGAUUGGUUCCUGCCUGGCGUAACAUCCCAAAGUCUCACAGUAGCAGCAUCUUGGAAGUGGAAUCUACUUCAUCAAUUGGGAGCUGGGCAAACAGCCCACACACCAUUGGAAAUGGUGGAGAGAUGUUUGUCCCUUUAAAGAGUGAACUGGAUGAAUUGCAAGAGGAGGUGGCAAGGAGAGCACAUGAACAAGAACUACGCAGAAAAAGAGAAAAGGAAAUGGAGGCAGCAAUGGGCUUUAAUCCCCGUCCCAGCAGGUUCAUGGAUCUAGAUGAACUGCAGAAUCAGGGGAGGAGUGAUGGCUUUGAGAAGUCGAUGCAGGAGGCAGACUCAAUCUUUGAAGAGUCACUGAAUCAGGAGCAGAAGGGGGAUUGUGCUGCAGCUUUGGCUCUCUGUAACGAAGCUAUAUCUAAACUAAGACUUGCCAUGCAUGAUGCCAGCGCUAGCACUCACAGCAGAGCCCUAGUCGAUAAGAAGCUGCAAAUCAGUAUCCGAAAAGCCCGGAGCCUCCAGGAUCGCAUGCAGCACCAACAGCCAUCGCAGCCGCUGCCGCCGCCAACCUGCCACCCACCACAGGGCGGCACCAUGGCCCAGUCUACAAG
Molecule: messenger RNA, 2825 nt
Organism: Leptosomus discolor (cuckoo roller)
Lineage: Eukaryota; Metazoa; Chordata; Aves; Leptosomiformes; Leptosomidae
Source: RefSeq, a predicted model, not a curated record